GCUAAUCCACUGAAUGAGGAUCGGACUGGGCGUCUCGCUUUGAAAGGAUCGCAUUAGGAAAACAAGGAUGCGGUUGAGUUACGAACGGGAAUUGUGGAACGGGGGGAACUGAAAUUAUUCGCCUCGAACUCAGUCAGCAUUCGAGUUUGGUAUAUCGAUUUAAAGUUGCGACCACCAAACUAAACUGAAAACUAAGAAAAGGAGUCACAGUGAGCUAUCUGACAACAAAAGAGCCCAAAGUGCGAGGUACAAGGCGAGGGUACGAGGGGGAUGCGCCAGAGGCUUGCCGACGGAGCCAGAGUUUCAGGACUGACCAGGCAGCUGUGGCCGAUGGCAUAACUCGGCAGCGGGGCGGCUGUUGGCCAGGGGUGCGGCGGUCCCAGCAAAAACUGAUUGCGGGUGCUCCGGGCGCUACUCCGAGACGCUCCCGUGUGAUAUUCCACAGGCGGGAACCAUGCCGGCCCUGUCCACCGGAUCUGGAAAUGACACAGGUCUGUACGAGCUGCUGGUCACUCUCCCCUCCCAGCUCCAGCCUCAUCUGGGCAGCCCGGAGGACUGUGCCUUUCUGCAGGACAUGUUCGGGGAGCAGAGCCUCCACUCACUGGUCAAGAUCCAUGAGAGGCUGCAGAAGUAUGAGGAUCAGAGCCCCCCUCCAAUCCUGGACAGUGCUGGGAAUCUGGCCCACGAGGUGACGCAGGAGCUCCAGAACAAGGAGGUCAGUGCUGAGAUAGGAGAACUUCUCAAACUGCUGGAGAAACCCCACGUCAAGGGUCUGUUGUCUGUCCACGACACUGUGGCUCAGAAGAGUUACGAACCCGAGCUCCCGCCGCUGCCGGACGACAUAGACGACGACGAGGACUCGGUGAAGAUCAUCCGGCUGGUGAAGAACAAGGAGCCUCUGGGUGCCACAAUAAAGCGGGAUGAGCAGACGGGAGCCAUAGUGGUCGCUCGAAUAAUGAGAGGAGGCGCUGCAGACCGAAGCGGCCUGAUCCACGUGGGCGAUGAGCUGAGGGAGGUGAAUGGAAUUCCGGUGGAUGACAGGAAGCCAGAGGAGAUCAUUCACAUUCUGGCGCAGUCCCAGGGGGCCAUUACGUUUAAAAUAAUACCAGCCAUCAAAGAGGAGACGUCAACCAAGGAGCCCAAGAUGUUUGUCAAGUCUCUCUUUGACUACGACCCUAAAGUGGAUAAAGCGAUCCCCUGUAAAGAGGCAGGGCUGGCGUUCAAGAAGGGGGAUGUCCUUCAGAUCAUGAGCCAGGAUGAUGCAACUUGGUGGCAGGCCAGACGGGACGGAGACGCCAACCCCAGAGCAGGCCUCAUCCCCUCCAAACAGCUCCAGGAGAGGAGGUUCGCACUCCGACGGCCCAUAGCCCUUGUUCCGCCCCAGAAAACCUCCAACCGAAGAUCAUCUGGCCUGCGGAGGAGCUUCCGUCUCAGCAGGAGGGACAAGAAGACUAACAAGUCAAUGUACGAGUGCAAGAAGAGCGAGCAGUAUGACAUGGCCGACGUCCCCACCUACGAGGAGGUCACCCCCUACCGCAGACAGCCUGGGGCCCGGCACAGGCUGGUGGUUCUGGUCGGGCCGACAGGGGUGGGUUUGAACGAGCUCAAGAGGAAGCUGCUGAUCUCGGACCCGCAGCAUUUCAGCGUUACCAUCCCACACACCACCAGGGCCAAGAGGAGUCAGGAGAGUGACGCAGUGGAGUACUACUUCAUCUCCAAGCACCUGUUUGAGACCGACGUCCACAAUAACAAGUUCAUUGAGCACGGGGAGUAUAAGGGCAACUACUACGGGACAAGCCUGGACUCUGUGCGCUCGGUCCUGUCUAAGAAUAAGGUGUGCCUGCUGGACGUGCAGCCCCAUACCUUAAAGCAUUUACGGACAGCAGAGUUUAAACCUUAUGUGGUUUUCGUGAAGCCUCCGCCAAUAGACCGCUUGCGGGAGUCCAGGAGGAAUGCCAAAACCAUCUCGGGCAAGGAUGACAAGGGAAACUCAGUGAAACCUUUCUCGGAGGAGGACUUCGAGGAAAUGGUCACCUCCGCCCAGGCGAUGGAGAGCCACUACGGCCACCUCUUCGACAAAGUCAUCGUCAACGACGACCUCACAGCAGCCUUCAGCGAGUUAAAGAUGGCGCUGAAAAAGGUGGAGGCAGAGACGCAAUGGGUCCCUGUCAGCUGGACACACUCCUAACUAAAGAGGACCGAGGGAGGGGGGCAAAAAGGGAGAAAGAAAAAGGGAAGGACAUUAAUUUUUUUCAAAGGAACUCCCUUAGAAGGCUUGCAAGAUUUCACUUCAUAGGGUGGCGUGAGCAUGAGUGUAUGCGUGCAUGCGUGUGUGUAUGAGCGUGUUUGAGCGUUCGUGUGCGUGCAUUAGUGUACACGCAUACACACGCACUGCUCGACAGUACUGGAAUAACUCUGGUUAUUCGCUCUUCCUCCGAGAGGGUCGCUUCUGUCUCUGUGUGAAAGCGGUAAAAGCACUGGAUUUGGGCUUGUGCAUGUACUGGCUGUGCUGCUGUGCCGUCUGUGUGACUGCCAACCAGCACUCUACCAGUGCACACUUGUUACUUAGUGUAUUCUUAGCAUUAGUUUAUAGAAACCAAAGGGAUUUAUCAUCUGGAAGUAAGGUUUACAUUUACAUGUACGUAUAGUGCACAGCCUCCAAGUGAGAUAGGCAAAAAAUGUUUGCCUUCAGUCUUAAAAUUUUAAAAACUCUUGACAGAACCCUCCAGUUUUAAAUGCCAAGUUAUGUCAGACUGACAGAAGAAAAUCACCGGUACAAGCAAAGAGGGCACUGUUGAAUUUUAUUUGAGAUGAAUUAAUAUAUUUUAAUAUUUUUCUGCUGUUUUACAUAUCUUUUUAUAUGCAUCUUUCCCAACUUUUUUAAGAGCAAUACAAUACAAUAUGAAAUGCAGUACAUUACCAAGAUAAUCAUUAAUGUGAAAGCCACAGUUCAUGGCUGGCUGGCUCAAAUGCAUCACAGCACAAGGGCCCUCAUUCUCUGCACAGAACAUCAUUUUGUUCAGUUUUAUAUUUCGUGCCGGGGCUAUUUUAAAUCCACUACCCUUCGUCUGAAGGUGCCCAACAUAACAGUUUGCCAUUAAAGCGACCAGACUUUGGCUCUCCUUUACAAGAAAUGUUCUCAAUCUUGUGUAAUUAGGGUGGAGUACAGUUGCAUAUAUUCUCAUAAAAUGGGUCUAAAACAAGGAACCUAACACAAGGUUCUAAGCAUUUCCAGAUUUACAACUGCAAAUAACUGCGUGGCUGCUUCUGACUUAAGGGUCAUGGUUUUAUAUAUAAAAGGUUAGAGCUGGUGGUUAUUUGGGCACUUACUGAAAAACUCUCUCACUCACUCACUCACUCUCACUCUCACUCUUACUCUUACUCUUACUCUCUCUCUCUCUCUCUCUCUGGCUCUUGCUGUCAGUCUCUCUGGCUCUUUUUUUCCCCCCCUCCAUCUUUCCAUCUUUUUCCACUUUCACUAUCGUAAUAAUUAUUCAAAAUUCACACUGUCAGUUGUCUAUCAGUGGUCUGUGCUCUUUUGGCUGUGUUUGGGGGAAUGUAGCAAGAGAGACUCCCCUCUCAGUUUUCUGCCUGUAUUUUUGUCAAGUCCUGACUCCAGAUUCUGAACAAUCCAGCUCAACAUUCCAUUUAAAUACCUCUUAGUCCAGAUUAGAUCACCAGCACUGCACUUUUUUAUAGUGUUUCAGUAGUUUGAAUUUCCACUCAUUGUUCAUUACAUCUGGCCUAUGUUACUUCAAUAUCUGAAGCAUACACUGUAGUAUCCAUCUCUUAAUGCAAUGUAUUUUCUCUCCCACAAUACAGCCGCAUCUAUUUUCUUACAUCUCUAAAGAUCAUGAAAAAGGGUUUUUCUGUUUACUGACAUAUUUACAUUUUAACUUAAUCCCACUGGAAGCCUCUGUUCAUUUGUUUUUCCCCGAACAAUUGAUUAUGUGUAUUUUUUGGUUUCAUUGUUAAUAUUAUCCUCUUAAUAUCAAUAUUCUUGAUAUCAAGUUUACUGUCUGUGCAAAUGAGCAGAUUAUCUUUUCUUACUGUACAUUAAAUUCUAUAUGCAUCAA
This is a messenger RNA of Conger conger (European conger), 4076 nucleotides long. It is a transcript of the gene mpp7a, whose product is annotated as MAGUK p55 scaffold protein 7a. Gene Ontology annotation, molecular function: protein binding. The transcript has 18 exons. NCBI's taxonomy places the organism in Eukaryota, Metazoa, Chordata, Actinopteri, Anguilliformes, Congridae. The record is from RefSeq and is a predicted model, not a curated record. The coding region runs from base 455 to 2188 and encodes 577 amino acids. Gene Ontology annotation, biological process: protein localization to adherens junction. Gene Ontology annotation, cellular component: plasma membrane; cell-cell junction.